AUGGUUCUCUCUUACUUUGCCUCCCGGGACACACAGCCGUGUGACUCCAAAGAUGUGCCCCAGACCGGAUGGGGCUACUGGGGCAGCUGGGGCAAGUCCUUGCUCUCUUCAGCAUCUGCCACUGUAGCUACAGUAGGACAAGGUAUUUCCAGUGUCAUCGAGAAAGCAGAGACCUCCCUGGGGAUCCCAAGUCCCACUGACAUGUCAGCAGAAGUCCAGCAUGCUACAGGAGAAUCGACUGCCAAUGAGAAUGAAAACUCCUCUUCCAUGGCUGGGCCUUUAGGCAUGUUCUCAACCAUCUCCACCGCCGUUCAGAGCACGGGCAAAAGCAUGAUCAGUGGGGGGUUGGACGCCUUGGAGUUCAUCGGAAAGAAGACCAUGGAUGUCAUAGCUGAGGGAGAUCCUGGCUUCCGGAGAACCAAGGGUCUGAUGCACCGCAGCUCCACACUGUCUCAGGUUUUACGAGAAGCAAAGGAGAAAGAAGAGCUUCAACCUUCGGGUGAAGUGGCCGUGGAGACGGACAAGAAGACUCACUAUGGGCACCUCUUUGAUGAGUUCCAAGGCCUCGCACACCUAGAAGCCCUGGAGAUGCUUUCCCGGGAGAGCGAAGUGAAGGUUAAAUCAAUCCUGAAUUCUUUAAGUGGAGAAGAGCUCCAGGCUCUGAAAGUUGAAUUGGAGCCACUCAAAGAAGCGUUUUCCUUGGAAGACUUCUGUGAGGACGAGGAGGAAGAGAAGAAAGAGGACCAAGACUUUGCCCUUGAGGUGACAGAGCUGUUUUCCCAGCUACAAGUCUCCUGCAGGCCAGAGAAGCUCACCCGGGCCAGAAACAGAGCCUGUGCGUGGCUUAGGACACCUCGGCCACCUCCACCAGAGGAGAAAGAAGAGAAACAGGGAGAGAUGGAAGAGGCCAAGCAGAUCCUCGAAGUGUCCAUCCAGGAUAUUCAUGCCUUUGCCAUCCGGAGCCUUGCUGAGCUGACUGCCUGCUCCAUUGAACUGUUCCACAAAGUUGCUGCUCUGGUUCUACAUGGUGGGAAACAGGAAGUUGGUGCCCUGGAAAGAAGCAAAGCUCUGGCCCAGCUGACAGUCAUCCUGUGUCAAGAGCUGUCCUUACUGUCAAAGGAGUUCUCCACCCGCCUGACAGCUGCUGGGGUGGAAGAAAAACCUGAUGUCCUGAAUCCAAUCAUCACUGCAGUGUUUCUAGAGGCCUCGAACAGUGCCUCCUACAUCCAGGAUGCCCUCCAGCUCCUCCUGCCAGUGCUACAGUUCUCACUCAUCGAGAACACGGCAGUCGCACCCACAGGCUGCUCGGAUGCUGGUGUCCAGGGGUAGCACUGAGAAUUGGAUCCUCCUACACAUGGGUGAAAGUCCAGCAUAUCCGUUUGCUGCCUCUUCUGCUGCGUUCUCUGCUCAGCGUUGGCCUUGGGGGCCUCCACCGCUCUUCCCACUGGUUAUGACUAAUAAAUUAUUUGGAAAGACUCUGAGGAAA
Messenger RNA from Suncus etruscus (white-toothed pygmy shrew), 1486 nucleotides. RefSeq names its product family with sequence similarity 114 member A2 (gene FAM114A2). The transcript has 12 exons. The coding region runs from base 1 to 1329 and encodes 442 amino acids. Lineage: Eukaryota; Metazoa; Chordata; Mammalia; Eulipotyphla; Soricidae. The record is from RefSeq and is a predicted model, not a curated record.